Cordyceps fumosorosea ARSEF 2679 is the source of this 888-nucleotide messenger RNA. RefSeq lists its product as hypothetical. The record is from RefSeq and is a predicted model, not a curated record. NCBI's taxonomy places the organism in Eukaryota, Fungi, Ascomycota, Sordariomycetes, Hypocreales, Cordycipitaceae. Bases 1 to 888 code for a protein of 295 amino acids. The transcript is spliced from 3 exons.
AUGGAUCACUUUGUCGCGGCGCUGAGCGAGGAGCAGGAGCGCAAGCUGUCGCCCGAGAUUGAGCGGGAGCGCGAGGUGCAGCGGGCUGCGCCUGAGAAGCCCGCGUUGCAUGCCCUGCAUCCGGACAUGGUCACCUACGUGGCGACGGGCCGCCUGGCUGCGGAUUCGUCGGCCCGGGUGCCAGCUUUUGCCUCGCUGUCGGCUACGAGUGCCGCGCGCCCCUAUGAGGCGCAAAUGCUACUGCCGGCGAUCCAGAAAUCCACCAGUGUGGCCUUGUGUCUGUACGCGCCGCGGCCGAACCCGGGCUAUAGUGCGCUGGAUGCUUUGGACUUAUACACGGUGCCGGAGCAGCUGGACGUAUGUGUGCCUCCGCAAUUCGCCAUCUGUUUGAAUGUAUUUGCCGGGCAGCUGUAUUUUGGGUCCGAGCUGGAGGCCAUCCGCGUCUGUCACUAUCUUGGCAUCAACUUGUCGAUGGCUAUUACCCUGCCCAUGAUGAUCUGUGGUCGACAAGCGAUGCCCAAGACUGUAGUUUUCGACCGCACUGGCGGGGACACGCCCAAGACGGAUGAGCCUAAGACAGAUGAGCCCCAGCCGAAUACUGCCGAGGGGCGACGCAUGCGACGACGUAAAUUGUUUGACAAUCAACAGCGAGAUGACGAGCUCGCAGCCAGUACAAUCGUAGCGACUUGGAACAAGCAUCAAUACAUUGGAGCGACUUACCCCACCCUACGAAGAAUAUUGUUUCGCCAAGGACGAUGGCAGGCGGCAACCGCGGCAGUCGCAUCGAACGAGCAGAAUCCUGCCGCCCCGUUGCCAAGAGCAGAGAUGGACAAGAAAAAUGCCCUCUACCAACGUCGAUCGCCUGGCUGCCGCAUGAUGAUAAAUUAA